GUAUCACGUGACGUCUCCACCACCGUCGCCUCCUCCGCCUUCGCCGUCUCUCUAAAACCCUCGCUAUCCCCCUCCAAACUUAAACCCUGGUUUCUCUAUUCAUCGUCGAGAGAGAAUACAGCAAAAUGGCGGGAAUUGGGCUCUGCUGGAGCUCGAAUCUCACUCUACCCCCAAUUUCAGAGAAGCCUGCUCGCUCAAUUCGCAGAGUCUCCGCUGCUUUGAUAAAGAAUUCCUCCUCCGUUGAAGAGAAGAAGACAUCCUUAUCGAUUAAGAAGUCCGAAGGAAUCUUUAACGCUGCCAAGGAGACAGUAGGGCAUCUUAAAGGUAUCAAAUGGAGCGACUUCUGGACUUUGAACAGUUGGGUGGUUCGCGAUUACUACCGUCUUGUAUCUUCGGUUAACGCUCUUGAGCCACAGCUUCGUCGGCUUUCGGACGAACAGUUGAGAGCAAAGACUGUCGAGUUUCGUCUUCGGUUGAGUAGAGGGGAGACCCUUGCCGAUUUGCAAGCUGAGGCAUUUUCUGUUGUUCGUGAAGCUGCCAGAAGGACACUUGGCAUGAGGCAUUUUGAUGUUCAGAUCAUUGGCGGAGCAGUGCUCCAUGAUGGGUGCAUAGCUGAGAUGAAGACUGGGGAGGGGAAAACACUUGUUUCUACAUUAGCUGCUUAUCUCAAUGCACUCACAGGAAAUGGUGUUCAUGUGGUGACUGUUAAUGAUUAUUUGGCACAACGUGAUGCUGAGUGGAUGGGUCAAAUUCAUCGCUUCCUUGGCCUUUCUGUUGGUCUCAUACAGAGGGGCAUGGAUGCUGCUGAGAGAAGAUCCAACUAUAAUUGUGACAUAACAUAUACAAACAAUUCGGAACUCGGGUUUGAUUAUCUCCGUGACAAUCUUUCUGGAAGUAGAGGACAACUUGUCAUGAGAUGGCCAAAGCCAUUCAAUUUUGCAAUAGUUGAUGAAGUUGAUUCAGUCCUUAUCGAUGAGGGCAGAAAUCCAUUGUUGAUUAGUGGUGAGGCUAGUCAGGAUGCCGCACGGUAUCCGGUAGCUGCCAAGGUAGCUGAGCUGCUUGAGCGGGGCAUUCAUUACAAUGUAGAGCUUAAAGACAACUCUGUGGACUUGACGGAGGAAGGAGUUGCUUUGGCUGAGAUGGUUCUUGAAACAAAUGAUCUAUGGGAUGAAAAUGAUCCCUGGGCCAGGUUUUUAAUGAAUGCCUUAAAGGCGAAAGAGUUCUACCGCCGUGAUGUCCAAUACAUUGUUAGAAAUGGGAAGGCAUUCAUUAUCAAUGAGCUUACAGGGAGAGUAGAAGAGAAGAGGAGAUGGUCUGAAGGUAUUCAUCAAGCAGUUGAAGCUAAAGAAGGCCUAAAAAUUCAGGCUGAUUCAGUUGUUGUGGCUCAAAUAACAUACCAAUCACUGUUCAAGCUCUACCCAAAGCUUUCAGGAAUGACAGGAACUGCUAAAACAGAAGAAAAGGAAUUUUUGAAAAUGUUUCAAAUGCCGGUUAUUGAAGUUCCCACAAAUUUACCAAAUAUUCGCCAGGACUUGCCUAUUCAAGCUUUUGCAACUGCACGUGGAAAGUGGGAAUAUGUCCGAGAAGAAGUUGAAUAUAUGUUUAGGCUGGGUCGUCCUGUUCUAGUUGGAACCACAAGUGUGGAGAACUCUGAGUAUCUAUCGGAUCUUUUGACAGACAGGAGAAUUCCUCACAACGUUCUCAAUGCAAGGCCGAAGUAUGCUGCUAGAGAGGCUGAAAUUAUUGCCCAAGCCGGUCGAAAAUAUGGCAUAACCAUAUCUACGAACAUGGCUGGCAGAGGCACUGAUAUAAUCUUGGGCGGAAACCCUAAGAUGCUUGCCAAAGAAGUUAUAGAGGACAACCUUCUCUCAUUCAUGUCCCAGGAGGUGCCGAAUAUCGAAACAUAUGGGGAACCAAUCUCGCAAAAGGGUUUUUCAAAGAUAAAGUUAGGGCCAUCCUCAUUAGGGUUGCUCUCAAAGAUUGCACUCAUGGCAAAGUACGUAUGCAAGAGCGAAGGAAAUGGUUGGUCAUAUGAGAAAGCAAAAUCUGUUAUUACAGAGUCUAUACAAAUGAGUCAAUCACUUGGAACUGAAGAACUUGAAAAAAUAUUAACUAGGGAGUCAGAAAUAUAUCCUCUUCGUCCGGCAAUAGCACGUGCUUAUCAUUCAGUCCUUAAGGACUGUGAGGCACACUGUUAUAAUGAAGGGGCUGAAGUAAAACGUUUGGGUGGACUGCAUGUGAUUGGGACAUCUUUACAUGAGUCUCGACGUAUAGAUAAUCAGUUAAGGGGGAGAGCUGGCAGACAAGGUGAUCCUGGAUCAACAAGGUUUAUGGUGAGUUUGCAGGAUGAAAUGUUUCAGAAAUUUAAUUUUGAUACUGAGUGGGCAGUGAAACUUAUAUCAAAGAUAACAAAUAACGAGGACCUACCCAUUGAGGGACAUGCUAUAGUAAAGCAGCUUUUGGCCCUUCAAAUAAAUGCAGAAAAGUAUUAUUUUGGUAUAAGGAAAAGCCUUGUUGAAUUUGAUGAAGUCUUGGAGGUCCAAAGGAAGCAUGUCUAUGACCUUAGGCAAUCCAUUCUGACGGGUAACUCUGAAAGAAUUUGCGAACACAUAUUUCAGUACAUGCAGGCAGUGGUUGAUGAAAUUGUCUUUGGAAAUGUUGAUUCCCUCAAGCAUCCAAGUGCAUGGAAUCUGGGAAAGCUCUUGAAUGAAUUUGUUGAAAUUGGUGGAAGAUUAUUGGCUGAUGUCAGGGAAGAGGCUUUAUUAUUGUCACUUGAACAGAUACAUGGCCUAAGCUCUAUAAAUGUUGACAAGUUCUCCCUUCCAAAUUUUCCAGUACCUCCUAAUACAUUUAGGGGUAUUCGCAAGAAAAAUUCUUCUUUGAAACGUUGGUUUAUCAUCUGUUCUGAUGAUACCACAAGGAGGGGAAAAUACACAGGAUCUGUCAGUCUACUUCGCAAAUACCUUGGAGAUUUUCUGAUUGCUUCAUAUUUAGAAGUCAUACAGGAAUCCGGUUAUGACGAUACCUACAUUCAGGAUAUUGAGAGAGAGGUAAUAGUGAAAACUCUAGAUUCGUUCUGGAGGGACCAUCUAAUAAACAUGAACAGGCUUAGCUCCGCGGUUAAUGUUCGAAGCUUUGGGCACAGAAAUCCUCUGGAAGAGUACAAAAUAGAUGGGUGUCGCUUCUUCAUCUCAAUGCUCAGUGCAACUAGAAGAUUGACAGUUAAAUCGCUGUUGCACUAUUGGUCAUCUCCAAUGGAAUCAGAAGAGUUAUUUGCACCAUGAAAGCUGAACAUAGAGGAAGCAAAAGAAUAUCCUUUUUGAGUUCCGAACCUACAUUUCCUUGGCGUUGACACAAGGAUAUUAAUUUCCAAGAUGUCAUUGUGAUUUGAUGGUCCCGAUGAAAUGGUGAAAAUAUUAUUACGAUGGCGUAGUCUGCAGAUUUAUGCGCAAGAUAUUCAAAAGUUAUACUGGUCUAAAGGAUGCUAACAAUGAUGUGGAUUGUAUGUAUCACGGACCCUUGUGUUUAAUUUAACGAAGCAUGUACAUCACCAAUAUAUGUAUAUAGUAAACUUUUAUGUUGUAAGAACAGUAAAUUUGUAAAUUGAGAGAUAAAGAGAUUGGCAUAUGCAAAUUACUGCCAACACAAUUACAUUGUAAACUCUCGAAUUGUCCUGUCGACAUAGAAGCUAAUUUGUACUUUUGAGUUAAUAACAUGCUAAUGAGCGCAAAUACUUGAUUCUGGGAAUUCUUUUUUGUUAA
Molecule: messenger RNA, 3761 nt
Organism: Asparagus officinalis (garden asparagus)
Lineage: Eukaryota; Viridiplantae; Streptophyta; Magnoliopsida; Asparagales; Asparagaceae
Product: protein translocase subunit SECA2, chloroplastic
Exons: 33
Coding region: 126-3284 (1052 amino acids)
Biological process (GO): protein import; protein targeting
Cellular component (GO): membrane; chloroplast envelope
Molecular function (GO): ABC-type protein transporter activity; ATP binding
Source: RefSeq, a predicted model, not a curated record